AUGGAGGAAGGCGAACCAAAGAGCGGCGGCGGGUGGGUCGCAAUGUGGGAGACGCCCCUGCAAAUGCUGGGGCUGAUCGUGUUACUGGCGAUAGUCCUCUCCUUGCUCUUACCGACCAUCCCCAAGGCCAUCUUCGAUGCCGUUGUCGACAGUGUCGCCGACCUCGCCGCCGAUCUCGCCUACAUGGCCCUCAUGAAGUUCAUCCAGGAGUUAUUCGUGAGAAUAAAAACAUGGGUGGUCGUCUUCGCGGUUGUAUCCUCCUACUACUCUGGAUUCGCCUUUUUCUUCGUCUACGACCUCUGCGUCAUCAUCUACGAAUUCUUUUUUUCCGACUUCGGGCUCAUCAACACCUUGCAGCUAUUAUAUUCAAUGUACGACUUGAUCUCCGACAAUGCCCAUCCCACGGCGUCUAAAGUGAUGCGGGCAAUUGUUUUCGUCGUCAAGAAAUAG
Spirodela intermedia is the source of this 450-nucleotide messenger RNA. NCBI's taxonomy places the organism in Eukaryota, Viridiplantae, Streptophyta, Magnoliopsida, Alismatales, Araceae. The record is from the annotation of a GenBank genome assembly.